Molecule: messenger RNA, 1102 nt
Organism: Seriola dumerili (greater amberjack)
Lineage: Eukaryota; Metazoa; Chordata; Actinopteri; Carangiformes; Carangidae
Gene: ppp1r1c
Product: protein phosphatase 1 regulatory inhibitor subunit 1C
Exons: 6
Coding region: 77-529 (150 amino acids)
Biological process (GO): intracellular signal transduction
Cellular component (GO): cytoplasm
Molecular function (GO): protein phosphatase inhibitor activity
Source: RefSeq, a predicted model, not a curated record
ACACACACACAUACACACACUACUCUCUCUCUCUCUCUUUCUGUCUGUCUUUCUUUCUAUCUCUCAGUCAGUAAUAAUGGAGCCCAGCAGUCCGAAGAAGAUCCAGUUUGCUGUGCCUCCGCUGCAGGGACAGCUGGACCCACAGGCCGCCGAACAUAUCCGCCGCAGAAGACCGACUCCUGCCACUCUGCAGAUCUACAGACAACCUGGCCCAGAUGUUGGAGAUCAACACAACGCCAGCGGAGAGUCGCAGGCUUCAGAUUCCUCUCAGAGGAAGCAGAGCACCUACGCCCCGCCCACCAUGAAAGAGCUUCAGCUGGGGGUGGAGCAACAUCUUCUUGGGGCGGGGCUCUCUGAGACAGACGGCCAGCUGAGCCCAAUCACAGCGCAGCUCUAUGCCGCUGCUACUCUGUGGGCCAAUCACAAUGGGCCAGAGGAAGCCAACGGGAAUGAGGCGAGUCUGCCGUUAGCCAAUCAGGAGAGAGGAGUGGCAGAGAGCAACAGUUUAGGGGCUCUUUGCUACGCCUGAGCUGCUCUUAUCAACCCCUGCAUGCAGCUGUUUUCUUCAGGUCCUGAUAAGCCCUGCACACACACUACCUGCCCAGCAGUAAACAGCAAACAGACACAGUUAGAGACCUGCUGCGGAAGAGAGUCCAACAUCAAGCAGCUAAAGAGCCAGACAUUUUCCUCAGGAGGUGAAAACACGUCUAAAGAAGGAGAGUGAAUAUUGGACUUAAACUCAAACACAACUCCAACUUGAUGCUAAUGUUGCACCAUGUCUGGUUUAAGUGUACAGAGGCAGCUUUCUGCUAACACAUCAACCAUAAUAACUUUAUUAGUCUGUCCGUGCAUUCAUCAAGAAUAUGUAACAGCAAUUAAAAUGAUGUCAUUAAAACCUGACUACAUCCACAAACUAAAACCGUGGUGCACACACACUGUCUGUUACUAAUGAUUCACUGUUUAUAUUUCCAUACUAACAGUCUACGUUCUGUAAAUCUGACUAACAGCACUAACUCCUCUGUCUCUCCCUCCUUCCUCCUCUUGUGGCUUUGCAUGAUCUUUCAAUUUUGCUAUUAUCUACCACCCUCCCCCCUCCGCUCUC